Eublepharis macularius is the source of this 964-nucleotide messenger RNA. RefSeq lists its product as uncharacterized. The record is from RefSeq and is a predicted model, not a curated record. NCBI's taxonomy places the organism in Eukaryota, Metazoa, Chordata, Lepidosauria, Squamata, Eublepharidae. Bases 64 to 810 code for a protein of 248 amino acids. The transcript has 3 exons.
GGCUCCCUCCACUCAGAGAUAUCCCCAGCCUUUGCCUGAGUAGUAUUUCCGGACUGAGCCACCAUGAAUCUCUUUGCCAUUACGCUGGCCUUGGCUGUCUUUAUAGGGUCAUGGGACUCUGUCCUCAGCGAUGAGCCAGUUUCCAAGUUGAAGCAAUUAAAGCAGAACAUUCGGAAAUACGUUGACGACAUCGGCAGAGGCAUUGAGAAGCUAGCGAUGGUGUUCAGAAGAUCGAAUCUUGGCCGCGGGAUGAUACGCUACGCUGAAGAAAGCUAUUCAAACAUCAGCAGGCAUCUUUGGAAGCUUGAGGUCAACUUGCCCAGCGAGGUCAGACAAACCAUUCGGCUGGUUUUCGACAUCCCAAAGGAAGUUGCAAUGCAGGCAAUGUUCUCAUAUUCAAAAGUCCCCGAUAGGCUGAAGCCUGUCAUGGAAGAGGUCUAUGAGAUGCUGGAACCUGUUGUGAGUCCCUAUGCCAAACCAGUGGUGGAUCAGGUGAGAACAUACGCUGAUGCUCUCCGUACCAAAAUAGAGGAAUUAAACAAAAACCAGAAGGACAAACUGAAACUGCAAGUAGAAGAGCUGGAAACAAAGGUGGGCCCUUACACCAAGAACGUUCAGAACCAGUUGCGAAAAUUGUGGGUAGCGUUGCAGCCCUCGGCGGAUAAGGUGCACGAGAGGUUCAAAGAAGACGUGGAGAGUGCUACCAACUCCCUGAAGCCUUACGUGGGCCCAGUUCUGGAGAAACUUGGAGAACACCAUCAGGACUUCAAGAACUGGGUCAUCAACCUUAUUUUUCCAUUAUUUACCUAGAACCCAGCCAACCUCAUUAUGUCUGCAUCAGAGGACACGAGGGCUUGAUAUACUGCCUCUUCAAUUCCUGAGUGGGGUGGGUUAGAGCAUAUCUGUAAACCUCGCUCAGAUCAUGGAAUAAAAAGAUAUCCCUAAGGGGAAGGGGUUCUGUUUA